Molecule: messenger RNA, 1189 nt
Organism: Aphanomyces astaci
Lineage: Eukaryota; Oomycota; Saprolegniomycetes; Saprolegniales; Verrucalvaceae
Exons: 3
Coding region: 21-1172 (383 amino acids)
Biological process (GO): positive regulation of DNA-templated transcription, elongation; regulation of transcription by RNA polymerase II
Cellular component (GO): cyclin/CDK positive transcription elongation factor complex; nucleus
Molecular function (GO): RNA binding; cyclin-dependent protein serine/threonine kinase activator activity
Source: RefSeq, a predicted model, not a curated record
UGAGUCUUUGUGUUGUUGCGAUGGAAGUGUCGCCGAAUGUGUUCGUGUCGGGGUACGACCAUCUCGUGACGAAGGAGGUCAUGUGGAAGCAUUUUGAGGACUGCGGAACGAUCUACAAGGUCGACAUGAUGGAGAGUGCCGGCAGCGGACGCUUCAGCUUUGUCGAGUUCACGGACGCUGCGGCGGGCCGAGCUGCUGUGGCCAACAAGGACAGGUCCAUUCUGGGUGGCAGAUCCCUUCGCGUGCGGUACGCGAACAGGAAAACCAACACACCUCAUUCAUCACCACCACCACUACCACCACUUCCACCUACGAUCCCGAUUGCCUUGUCCCCGCCGCCGCCUCUUGCGACCUCGCAUCCACCAACCAAGACGACGACACCCAUGCCCACGGAACCCCUGGGUCCGUCCGACCCAACGUCGCAUUGGCUCUUUGCAUCCACGACCCCUCUUUUAACACCAUCGUACCUCGCAGGCAUCUCGUUCGACGUGGAAACCCAGCUUCGGCGGACCACCUCAUGGUAUAUCAUCGAUCUGCAGCGCAAGUUGGACCUGCCGCGGGUGGCGAGCUUGUCGGCCAUGACGUACAUGAACCGGUUCUUCAUGCUGCACUCGUUCUCUUCCCACGACCGGUUCCUCGUCGCGUCCGCCGCCAUCUUCCUCAGCGCCAAAGUGAACGAGCGCACGGUCAAGCUCACGCACGUCGCCGACGCCAGCUUGAAGCUGGCCACCGACGCCGAGAAUGCUUCUUCGACCAUCACUCUUCCUGCCGACAUGGACUUCAUCAAGUCGCGUAUCCGGCAGUACGAAGUCAUCCUCCUCAACUCGCUCUCGUAUGAUGUCGUGGUGCCGCAGCCGCAUUUGGCGCUCGCGGCGCUCGCGGAUCGCGCCAUCGCCCAAGUGGACAUGGCCAGGGAAAAUGUCCUCGCGGUCGCCGACGUCUUCCUCACGGACGCCAUCGCAGGCACGCUGGCUUUGCAGCUCACGUCCGACGAACUCGCGGCCGGCGCGCUCUACUUGUCGUGUCGAUUUCAUCGGAUGGACGACUGGGUACACACUACGGACGUCUUCUCCCAUGUCCAUAUUCACAUCGUGGCAUCGCACUUCCUUGCCAUGUACGACGUGCGUCGACUGCCGGUCUCCCUCCAAGCCGUCGCUCUAAUUUUCAAAUAAACAGGGUUUUUCAUCUA